AUGGCUGAUUUUGAAACCAAUCUAUCAACAGAAGCCGAAGAAGAAAACCUCAUGGCAAUGAUAGCAACUGACAUUGAUGAUCCAUAUUCCUUCGAAGAAGCAUGUAAAAGCAAGCGGUGGAGGGAAGCAAUGGAUACAGAGAUGGCUCGAAAGGAACAACACUUAGGAGCUUGUACCAUGCUUUCAAAGGAUGAAAAUGGUGUUGUAGUAGAUGCAACUAAAUUCAGACAAGUAAUUGGAAGUCUCAUGUACUUGAAAGUAACUCGACCAGAUUUGAUGUUUGGUGUAAAUCUAAUAAGCAAGUUCAUGGCUAACCCAAAGGUGGACAACAACCAAAAGACUCUUAAGGAUGGUAAAAGUGAUCUCAUAGCCUAUAGUGACAGUGAUUAUGCAGGAGAUUUAGAUGAUAGAACAAGCACAUCUGGCUCAGUAUUCAUAAUUGGGUCUACAACUGUCUCAUGGGCUUCGAGAAAGCAACCUGUUGUAGCAGACAUUAUGACCAAACCUCUGAAACUUGAUCAAUUUGAAAGGAUACGAAGCAUGCUUGAAGUUAUGAAAGUCACUAAAGUAAGCUAA
Vigna radiata var. radiata (mung bean) is the source of this 576-nucleotide messenger RNA. RefSeq lists its product as uncharacterized. NCBI's taxonomy places the organism in Eukaryota, Viridiplantae, Streptophyta, Magnoliopsida, Fabales, Fabaceae. The coding region runs from base 1 to 576 and encodes 191 amino acids. The record is from RefSeq and is a predicted model, not a curated record. The transcript has 4 exons.